AUGUUUGGGCGUAGUUACUCCUCCAUCCCCCCUUUAAGAGCCAACAAGAAGAAGUCGGAGCCCAGAAUUAGGUACCUCUUCUACAUGUUUGUGCUUGCGUCUUUGACAGUUUAUUUUGGUGCCAAACGUGUCGAUAGAAAGAAAAUCAAAACCAGCUUCGGCAGUGAGAAGGAAUUGGACGAGUACGAGCAGACCACCGGUAUCAAAAGACGUACAAGCUUAGUAUCGGGCAACCUUGCUGGAAAGUAUAAAUUUUAUUCGGUUCCAUAUGUUGAAGACAAUGCACUUGUUGUAAAGUUACAACAGGCGUUGGAACCCACCAAAGUCAAGAUAAUUGACCCUGAAGUGUUGAUCCAGCAAGAGACCGAGGAUAACACCAGGAGGUAUUCAUUUUUGUUGCAGGAUUUGAAGUCUAAAAACAAGCCAUUACCCAGUGGAUUGAUUACGGCCUUGAUUAGAAAUGAAGUAUCCUUCUAUAUGAAUACCUCUCAAGGCAUAUAUGACACCAACUUUAUUCUCAAGAACUACCCGAGAAACACCAACGAGGCUUCCAAGUUCGAAACAGACGUAGGGUACAUUGAGAAGGUUCUUGUGUUGAAAAAUGAGGUUUUAGAGUCUUUACCGAAGGCUGUAUCUGACAGAGACGCCAGAAGUGUCAAUGAUGUGAUCUCCUACUUCGAGACCGUAGGAAAGGCCGACGUGGUGGAGUCUUUAGACGAUGUGAAAGUGUAA
Messenger RNA from Yamadazyma tenuis ATCC 10573, 732 nucleotides. RefSeq lists its product as uncharacterized. The record is from RefSeq and is a predicted model, not a curated record. NCBI's taxonomy places the organism in Eukaryota, Fungi, Ascomycota, Pichiomycetes, Serinales, Debaryomycetaceae.